This is a messenger RNA of Racocetra persica, 203 nucleotides long. Lineage: Eukaryota; Fungi; Glomeromycota; Glomeromycetes; Diversisporales; Gigasporaceae. The record is from the annotation of a GenBank genome assembly.
UGCGGCGUCCUGUUCUAUUCCCUACAUAUAUAAUUCUGUUCCAUUGAUGGCAAAGGAUAAAACGGGUAAAGUAGUCCCAUGGAACCCUUCAGGUGAUUAUCGUCAUCUUUUCAUGGUCCUGAAAUUCCUGAAAUUUUUAUGUAGUGUUAAUAACUUUGGUACACGUAUUAAGGUCAUCGAUGGAUUGAUGGAUCCGUUGAGAA